Anisakis simplex (herring worm) is the source of this 264-nucleotide messenger RNA. NCBI's taxonomy places the organism in Eukaryota, Metazoa, Nematoda, Chromadorea, Rhabditida, Anisakidae. The record is from the annotation of a GenBank genome assembly.
GAGGAUCGCUUCAAAUCGCUCUCUGUGAUGGCUGGUGAGUUAUCGAAAGAAAAUUAUCACGAUAGCGACCGAAUUCGAAUACGAGAACGUGACAUCCUCGACAAAUGGGCACAGUUGUUGGCCACACUUGAAGCUCGUAGACGAGCGUUGAUGUCGUUGAGUGAUCUGAUGGGUUUGUUGCGUGAUAUUGAUACACUUUCGUCCGAGAUUAAAGAGCUCGAGGUUAGUAUCUCAGUCGCAUAUAUACCGUGCUCAUUGAAUUAA